Molecule: messenger RNA, 660 nt
Organism: Tetrapisispora phaffii CBS 4417
Lineage: Eukaryota; Fungi; Ascomycota; Saccharomycetes; Saccharomycetales; Saccharomycetaceae
Exons: 1
Coding region: 1-660 (219 amino acids)
Source: RefSeq, a predicted model, not a curated record
AUGUUAUUUAAUAAUACAACUUACAUCAUUAAAUUUACUCUUUUAUUAGUAAUUUUAUCACAAAUUACAAAAAUACAAGCAAUGGAGGUUGCUCUAGCAUCACCUUACUUAGCACUCAAAGUGAACUUAACUUCAAAUAAUGAAUAUUGCUGGAUUUUGGAGCAUUCUGCGUAUAUGGCACCUAACGAAACCCAUGGAAUGAGCAUUUGGGUAACAACUUUGGGGGAUACAGAGUUCGAAGCAUUCCGUUUUUGGAAGGAAAUUAACGGUUCUUUAGUAGAGUCUGGAGAAACAGAACUCAUCAAUAAUGAUAUAACGGCUAAUCCAAAAUUAUACGGAUAUAAUUCUACGUACGAUUAUUGUGUAGAAGUUGAGAAAUAUCAAUUCGAUUUACCAGUAAGACAAUAUUUGACAAAGGUAUCGUAUCCACCUAUUUCUAACAAUACAAAAGUAUUCAGAAAUAAACGCAGCGUAGAUAAUGAUUGCUGGAAUGAGCCUUGCUAUGACGUAAGAGAUUGCCUUGUUAUUGAUAGGGCUUGUGCACAUUGUGAGAAAUAUCCUGGGAUGAGACAACAAGAUUGUGAAUAUCAAUAUACUGAAAAUAUUGCUGGAUUUCGUUGGGUAUGUUGGAUGGAUUAUUUAAGACACUGCCAUAAAUAA